Messenger RNA from Acanthoscelides obtectus, 313 nucleotides. The record is from the annotation of a GenBank genome assembly. NCBI's taxonomy places the organism in Eukaryota, Metazoa, Arthropoda, Insecta, Coleoptera, Chrysomelidae.
UACUGGGUCCAAUCUUCUGUCUCAGAUAUUCUUGCUAUGACAGAUGAAACAGUUACAGCAUUUGCAGACUACAGAUCUGCAAGAUCCUGCGCCUCCAUUUAUCACUUCGUACGGCAAUAAUUGUUGUGUCAUAAUUAUUAUGAAAAUAGCAGGGAUUAGAGCAGAAAAAAUGCUCCGCAACUAGAGGAAGACACAACUCGAUUUUGUUACCUCUGUCCUCGUAGAAACAAUAGAAAAGCGAAAAAAAGGUGCAAUACAUGCCAGAUGCCGAUUUGCCCCGAACACACAAGUAAAUAUAUUUGCUCUAGCUGCC